Messenger RNA from Haemorhous mexicanus (house finch), 3801 nucleotides. It is a transcript of the gene NOXRED1, whose product is annotated as NADP dependent oxidoreductase domain containing 1. Lineage: Eukaryota; Metazoa; Chordata; Aves; Passeriformes; Fringillidae. The record is from RefSeq and is a predicted model, not a curated record.
AUGGAUGCAAUAUCCCUGCAGAAGCAGAGCUUUACGUGCUUUUAUAACAGUGCUUAGCUGGUGGCCUGGGAGGACAUUGUGUUCCUCUGCUUCCUCCUGUCACACAUGCUGUCCAUCUGCUGUCAUUUGUCCUGUCACUGUUCCAUUAAUAGAUGGUGGUCAUUUUUUUAUACAGGCCUGAACGGCAUCAUGUGGCAGAAUCUGCCUCACCAGAAGGCACUGAAACUAAGCAAUGACCUCAGCUUUCUUGAAUGCUGCCUCAUCUGUGCAGAGCAAAAACCUUCCUGCCCAGCUUUUGUGUGUGAGAGUUUUGUCAGCAAAGAUUUUGCCUCUUCAAUUACUCAAGAGGAGAAAGACAGUUGAAUGCUGAGAACCUUCCCCUGGUUUGACCUGACAGCAGUGUCACUGAGAAAGUCUCUCUUUAGCCAGCUGCUACAAAAGAGAGAGCUUGCUAGUGCCAUCUGAUGCCUGGUGCUCUACUGUACCAGGCACCCUCUGGAGACUGUCCUACAAGGUAGUGUGGGCUGCUCAGCACCAAGACAUCUCUCACUUCAGUUGUAGUGGAGCCUAGCGUGAUACCAGAUGACAAGUCUCCAUUGUCCACAGCUGCUUCCAACAGUUUUUCAGAAAUUCCAGAGGAAAAUGCUGGGUAAGAUUCUAAAUCUUCACAAACCUUAAUGAAGCUCAUGAGGAAUGCUUUGCUGAGAUCUCAUCCCAGCCCUUUCAUGGGACUAAGCAGUGCAAGAACCAUCACUGUUAACUCUCAGACUCUAUUCCAGCCAAUAACAUUAUGCACACAUUUUCUUCUGUGAGUUUCAGUCUUUACACUGCUCAGCAAACGUGCUUAUCCCUGGUUGCCUGAGUUUUUUGUUUUGGGUUUUUUUUUUUUGUCUGAAUUUGCUUAUUACAUAGUUUUCUUGUUCAGUUUCACUGAACUGCUUCAGUUUCACUGUGUUUCUAUUGCAGCUUCAAUACAGAACUGAAUUACAAAACCAAAUUACAGUUAUUUUGUAGUGGCUGCAGCUUUGGUGUAAAAAACUAAACAGGAUCAGGCCCAGUCUUUUUUUAUUUUUUUUUUUUUUUAUUCCCCAUGAGGGAUCUUGAGAAAGCCAUUGAAUCCUGAGAACAUACUAAUGAUUUAUUCAGGAGUGCUCUGUUGAGCCAGGCCUUCAUCAGCACUUCUCCUUCCUUGCUGGUGAUAAUGCACCCCACCCUCACCACCACAGACUAUAUAUGUCCUUCAGGGGAAAAAGCAGGUAACGGGAUACUCUGUCCAAAUCCACCCAGGACAAAGCAAUUUUUAUUCCCUAAAUUCUCUAGUUCAGUAUUCUUUUGUACUUUCUGCCACCAUCUCUCAUGUAUUACAGUACUGUUUACCAUGAUAAAACACUGCCUGUCUGGUUUUGCCUCACAGGAAAUAAUUUCUGUGGCCAAGGAUUAGUUAUGCAUGUUGCACCUAGACCCCUUGCUUAAUUAUGAUUGCUGAGAGCAGCUGUCGCCACACCUGUACACCAGUUAUUGUAUAUGCCAUUUAUCUUACAUCUGGGUUUCAAAGCAAGCCCAGUCUGCAGACACUGAAGCCUGGGAGAAAUCUAUUCACUUGAGCAUCUGGGAAGUUCUUAUCAAUUACUUGUGCCUUAAAUAUGUCUAUGAUUGUUUUUCUGGUAUUUUUAAAUCAACUGUGAAGCAGAAGUGAAAGACAGACAAUGGUACAGCCUGAUCUACAACCCCCACUUCACUUAGUUCCUGUAAGCAAAUGAAGUAUUGUGGAAAAGAGAUCAUGUGGGAAUGGGUUUGUUGUAAUAAAAUGUCUAAGAGUUGCAGUGGCAGUGCAGUGCAGAAUUUUUUGUAAUUGUGAAAAGGUGGAACUGUACCUCCUUGAACAAUCUGCAAGGUAAUAAGGGUACAGUCUGCUGUGGCUGCUGGGCUUCUUACAAAGGCAAAAGUGUAGUAUGAGUCUAAUUCUGCCUCUGCAUGUCCUGUGAUGCAGGGAGAGCAUCCACUCCCACCAUGGUCUGGGAUCCUUGCCAAGAAGGAGCUGUAGUAUAGGGCUCCAGUCCUGCUUUUUGGAUAAAUUGUGAGAAAGUGAGGGCAUCUGCUUUCUCUCCUGUUGGUGCCUUUCUCUCUAGGAAGAGACCCAUAUUGUCUCUGUAUGGGAGGACAAUGGAUCUGCUGAAGAGAGGCUCCUCAAUCCCCAGCAGCUCUCGCACAUGUCGUGAAAUUUCCUGAAAUACAAGAUGAAACACCAGAAAUUCUCAUUUCUUUAACCAAUACAAUAGGGCAACAGCUAAAAUUAUCCAUUCCAUGUCAGAGCAGCAGAAAAAAGAAGUGAUAUUCUGAAUUUUGGUACAGUUUCAUGCUUGAAAUUGCAACAUAAGGGAGAUCUGAGUCCGUAAGCUCCAUGUGGCACUGUUAAAGCAGUGCAUAUCACCUUCUCUCCAGAUUUACUAUCAGGGAUGGCAUCACAUCUGGUUUCUUAGUGGCAUAAAUAUAGCUCUGCUUUCAUCCUUGCACUUCAAGGACAAACAAGUUACAGAUAAAUGAACUGUGGUCUCUUCUGCUUAAUGCAAAAUCAUUGCUGUUUGUUAAAUUAUAAUGCAAAUUACAAUCUAUGCAAAAUUGUAAAAAAUAAUUGUGAAAAAUCAAAUUGUUCAUUUAGAAAAUGAGUGUAUGGUUGUCUGAGAUGGCUGGACCUGGAACUGUGAGUGAGCAGAACCUUACCAUUGUUUUUGAAGCAACUUCUGAGAAUUUAACUAUCUAAUUUGAGUGAAGCUUCAAAAUACAAUUUGCAAGGUUUUACUGAACUUUCACAGUAUUUGCUCAAAACCCUCCCCCAACUUUAGCUUGACUCUGAAUACUUUUUGUGAUAACAAAAGAACACCAGACUCUUAUCUUGAGUGCUUUUGAUAUUUAAAAUACCAGUACAGUGGGAUUAAAACCAGCGGUAAUGUCCGUGCUGCAUAGCCUCCACAUAAUUAGCUGUGUGGUUCUCUACCAAACUGCCAUUUCCCCUAAACAGCAAACAGUUUCCAUCUCACUGAGCUGAUGCUAUCACUCUUAUUUCUAUAGUAACUGUAUCAGUUUCAACUGCUCACAGCCUUUUGUUUGUAUUUCUUGUUGGGAAAUUGCGGUUUUAACUUUUCACCUGCCCUAGUAGACACUUCCUGAAAGCCCCAAAGGGCCCCAUCCUGCAGAGCUCUGCAUGCUUGGAUUCUGCAGAAUAAAGUUCUUUAAAACACAAAUAACUGGCAGGAUAGCGCAUGACCUUUGAGAGCGUCUAGGUUCCACUGAAGUCUGUGAGCUGUUCCCAAUUUACCUGCAAGCUUUGGAAAACUCUACUGAGACAGUCUCACUUCCAAGCUUGUGGCAGGGUCCUGGCUGUCUAUUGCUUAUCUGGAGGAAUUUCAGUUCCAGCAAGAGGAAGAAUGGGUCACAGUUGAUAUGUCUAACCCAUGGCCUAGUAUUACUCAGCAGCGGAACUAACACACUACAUCAUCCCUAUAUCCCAAUACAAGGGUGAGGCUAACAAAGCAUAUAAAAUUCUUCCACUUUUGGAAAGCACAAAUGUCCGCAGUCUCUAUCUGCUUGUGCCAGAAAUAUUCAUGAAAGUUUGAUGUCUGAAAAACUUAGAGUUAAAUUGAUGCCUUUCUGUCAAAACAACAGGCAAAGUCAUGGCACUAGUUAAUGUUUUUGGUGGCAUAUUUCGUUUCAAACAAACCGUUAAGAUUGUGCAUCCGGACAGAAAUGUGGUGAAAUUGCAUUUUGGUAUUGUAGAAUAAAAUAAACAGUGUUGAUACUCUA